CUCAUGUUACUCAGAAGCUUUUGGUAAUAUGGACGGAAUUUCUCUCGCACCUCCGCCCAAAUGUGUCUCAACGAUUCACUUAUCCUCUGAUCUUUGGCGACACUUUGACCGUGGACUUCAUCUUUGGCUUGUCAAAUACUAUUACAAACCAAUUCUUUCCCUUGGUAGUAAUAUUUUGGUCAAAAUUUUCGCAAUGUCCAUUUGCUUUUCAAUCGUCGCCGUUUGGCAUGCACUUAGUGGCGAUGUAAUUGUUUGGUGUAUGCUCAAUUUCUGUGCUGUUGCAAUCGAAUUAACUGGAAUUAACGUUCGACGAUUAUUUUUCAAUAAUUUUGAAACACAAUUAUCAACCAAAGCAAUUAAAAGAUGGAAAUCACUGAUUGCUGCUCCAUUUUAUAUAAUAAUGAUAAUUACAAACACUUUUUUCUUGGCCAACACUCAAAUUGGACUUCACUUAUUUAAGAAAGUUUUAUUCUCAUUCCCAUCCAGCUCUUCCUGUUUUAAUAAUCGCAUACACAGCCUGUCAUGUGUCUAUCGAAUUGAAAGAAUUUUAAUUUAA
Molecule: messenger RNA, 556 nt
Organism: Panonychus citri (citrus red mite)
Lineage: Eukaryota; Metazoa; Arthropoda; Arachnida; Trombidiformes; Tetranychidae
Product: protein-cysteine N-palmitoyltransferase HHAT-like
Exons: 2
Coding region: 29-556 (175 amino acids)
Biological process (GO): protein palmitoylation
Cellular component (GO): endoplasmic reticulum
Molecular function (GO): palmitoyltransferase activity
Source: RefSeq, a predicted model, not a curated record